CAAACUUUUCAACCAACCAAUGGAAAAACCAGAGCCAUGCUCUGCCUCCUCUCUUCCUCAUCCACCUCCCACGUCCUCUCUCUCUACAAAAUUUUCUCUCUUCAAUCCCUAAUCCUCACAAGGCCCUCCUCUCAUCUUCCCUUCUCCACAAUGUCCAUAAACCUCAGCUCUCAUGCCUUCGCUGGCAACCCCAUAAUAUCCAAGACCCCCAAACCGAGUGACCCAUUUUCACCAAACUCUGCCUUUCAAACCCUCAAAACUUUACUUUCAAGCCACACGCAUGAACCAUCUUCUCCAAAUUUUAAGGUCUUGCCCUUCAGAAAGGGCAGGCCUUUGGCCAGGUCCACUGGGGAUUUGGCGCCAAAUUGGCAUCUGGGUUGGUUAAGUUUGGGCGAUUGUAAGACUUUAUUGGAAAAUUCUGAGGUUAAUUUGAUUGAAGAGUCAUUGGUUUAUUUGGGUUCCAAGUCCGAGGAUGAUGUUGUGUAUUGGGCAAUUGAUGUGUCCGAGGCUAGUGGUUUGGUUAAUGAAUUGGGUAGUAGGCAGUUUUGCUUUGUUGAGUUGAGGACUUUGAUGGUUGCCACUGAUUGGGUUGAUGCAAGGGCUAUGGGUGAACUAGCUAUUGCUGGUCAUGCUAGAGCAUUAUUAGAAUGGCAUAAUAUAUCACGUUUUUGUGGACAUUGUGGAGGAAAAACAGUUCCCAUGGAAGCUGGCAGACGGAAGCAAUGCUCAAAUGAGUCAUGCAAAAAGAGGAUUUACCCUCGAGUUGAUCCGGUUGUCAUUAUGUUAGUCAUAGAUAGAGAGAAUGAUCGUGCACUUUUAAGUAAGCAGUCAAGGUUUGUGCCACGCAUGUGGAGUUGCCUUGCCGGUUUUAUUGAGCCAGGAGAAAGCUUGGAAGAGGCAGUGAGAAGAGAAACAUGGGAGGAGACUGGCAUUGAAGUUGGCGAAGUUAUCUAUCACAGUUCUCAGCCAUGGCCUGUUGGACCCAGUAGCAUGCCUUGCCAACUGAUGGUGGGAUUCUUUGCAUAUGCCAAGUCACUUGAAAUAAACGUGGACAAGGAAGAGUUGGAAGAUGCUAAGUGGCAGAGUAGAGAAGAUGUGAAAAAAGCAUUGGCAUUGGCCGAAUACAAGAAGGCACAAAAAACAUCUGCAACCAAAGUGGAUCAUAUGUGCAAGGGAGUCGAGAAAGGACAGAGCUUAUCUGCAGACUUCAAUGUGGAAAGUGGGGAACUCGCUCCCAUGUUUUUCCCCGGACCCUUCGCAAUUGCUCAUCACCUAAUCUCCUCUUGGGCCAAUCAAGUCGGAGUAAAUGGUGUUGAAGCGAAACAACCUACUAGUUCCUUGUCGAGUUUGUAGCAGUCAUUCUUUUCGUAAGGCACCUCAUAAAUUUUUCUCUAUUAUUUCCAAGUUGAUAUUGGUCAUGUACAAAGAACACUAGCAUCCCAAAUUCAUCAUCAGCGAUGCUUAAACAAUAUGAAUGGUUUUAUUGUUAUUAUAAGAUCCUUUCAGGGAGGGCGGCUCCCCCUCUCCUCUCAUCCUCAUUACCACAUUUGGCCUUUGUAU
This is a messenger RNA of Ilex paraguariensis (yerba mate), 1560 nucleotides long. The record is from the annotation of a GenBank genome assembly. Lineage: Eukaryota; Viridiplantae; Streptophyta; Magnoliopsida; Aquifoliales; Aquifoliaceae.